CGCGUUCUCGCUGAGACGUCGGGAUCACUGCAAACAUACCCGUCGUGGGGUGGAGCGAUCACUGUGGAAAGGUGGGCGGUUCCGGAGAAAAAGUGAGAUAACGGAAAAGGAAGAAACAGCUGGGAGGGUGCUUGUGUAUAAAUUACGGCACCUGUGUAACCAGGAAGCUCAGAAUCCGUGCGGCAGUGAAAGGAGCACCAUAAACUGUGUGCAUAGUGAUAGAUAUUAGGGUUUUUUUUUGGAGUAGACCCUUUGGGACGUUCAGGUUUUUGUUUAGUGGAUACACAGUCAAAACAUAAAAACCACAGAUUCCAAUCGGUUACCUAUCGGAUCGGAUCUUAUUGUUUCGUGCUUCUGUCUUCCGAUCGAGCCGGCUUCGACCAAGCAAGCCAGCGACAACCGUCACAGCCAGGCAUUUACUGUUUUGUGCUUCAUCGUUUAAGUGUUGUGUGUCGUCCUCUGUUAUAUAGUGCAGCCAAUAAUCACCAGACCAACGAACUGUGAAAAUAUAAUAAAUUAAAUCUAGGCCUAGCACUAACUAUUACUGUGUAGUAACAAACCCUCUCGAAAAACAUCCGACCCGACACAGUCACCAUGAACCGUCAAUUUCCACAACGCCAAGAGCUGACAGCUUCGGUGCCUGUUAAACUGCUCACAGCCGGAACGGCCGCGUGCUGGGCCGAUUUCGUCACGUUUCCGCUUGAUACGGCCAAAGUGAGACUGCAGAUUCAGGGAGAACAACCAGUUCGAACGGCAGCGCUAAAAACAGCUUCCGCCGCCAGCAAUAAUAUUGGCAGUAAUCCGAUACAAUCACUAAAGCUUAAUCCUACCGGGUUCCCCGUGGUACAGCAGUAUCGUGGCCUGGUGGGAACAAUUACCACCAUCACCCGUCAAGAGGGUUUCCGCACCUUAUACAGUGGCCUGUCGGCUGGUCUACAGCGCCAGAUGUGUUUUUCCUCGAUUCGGUUAGGACUGUACGAUACGGUUAAAGUAUUUUACUCAUCAAUUUUUAAAGAAAACGAAGCUGGUCUUCAAAUCGUUACUCGAAUUUGCGCUGGGCUGACAACCGGAGGCCUAGCGGUAAUGUUAGCCCAUCCGACCGACGUGGUCAAGGUGCGUUUCCAGGCAGCGUCCAGAUCGGCAACGGGUCGUCGGUACACUUCCACACUGGAAGCUUACCGGACGAUAGGCCGUGAGGAGGGAGUACGCGGAUUGUGGAAAGGCGCUGCUCCCAAUAUUGGCCGCAACGCUAUCAUCAACGUGGCCGAAAUCGUAUGUUACGACGUGGUGAAAGAUUGCUUGCUGACCUACACUCACAUUCCGAACGAUGUUCGGUUGCACUUCAGUGCUGCGGUGAUAGCUGGUUUCGCGGCAACCGUAGUCGCUUCACCGGUCGAUGUGGUUAAGACUCGUUAUAUGAACUCCCCGAAGGGACAGUACCAAGGAGUGAUAGAAUGUGCCAUCAAGAUGGGCAACAAGGAAGGCAUGGGUGCAUUCUACAAAGGGUUCGUGCCCUCUUUCGCUCGAUUAGUCUCGUGGAAUGUGGUCAUGUGGAUCACUUACGAGCAGCUAAAGCUACUUAUGUUCAAACCGCAAACUAUAGAACGUCGUUACUAAUUUAGUACGUAGUCGAUACUCAUUAAGUAUAUAUAGUGCUAAGGAAAGUCUAUAUUUUAGAGUUUUUCAAACAAAAUUGACCUAGUGAUUCAAACUAAAAAUGAAAGAAGAAUGUAAAUAAGCGAAUAAAAUUUUAGAUAUGCAUAUAUUUUUACAAACAAAUACAAAACAUAAACAACAUAA
This is a messenger RNA of Wyeomyia smithii (pitcher-plant mosquito), 1800 nucleotides long. RefSeq names its product dicarboxylate carrier SLC25A8-like. The record is from RefSeq and is a predicted model, not a curated record. NCBI's taxonomy places the organism in Eukaryota, Metazoa, Arthropoda, Insecta, Diptera, Culicidae. The coding region runs from base 595 to 1617 and encodes 340 amino acids. Gene Ontology annotation, biological process: adaptive thermogenesis; mitochondrial transmembrane transport; response to cold. The transcript has 4 exons. Gene Ontology annotation, molecular function: oxidative phosphorylation uncoupler activity.